Molecule: messenger RNA, 2025 nt
Organism: Armigeres subalbatus
Lineage: Eukaryota; Metazoa; Arthropoda; Insecta; Diptera; Culicidae
Exons: 1
Coding region: 1-2025 (674 amino acids)
Source: RefSeq, a predicted model, not a curated record
AUGAACAAUUUUUGUAACUUGGUCGGUGGUACCGGCGAAGAUAUCACUUCACUACAGAAGACGUACCCGAAACUUUUCAGCGAUACAUUGGGGCUUUGCUCCAAAACCAAAAUUCAACUUUCGCUGAAAGAACCGUGUAGGCCCGUUUUCCGACCAAGGAGGCCGGUAUCGUACGCUAUGUUGCCAGUAGUGGAUAAAGAGCUUGAUCGUUUAGAGCGCCUGCAUAUCAUUUCACCAGUCGACUAUUCCGAGUGGGCUGCUCCAAUAGUUGUAGUGCGCAAGGCCACCGGAAACGUUAGGAUUUGUGGCGACUAUUCGACUGGUUUGAACGAUCGCCUUCAGUCUCACCAGUACCCUCUACCGCUACCACAAGACAUCAUCUCCAAGCUGUCCAACUGCACGGUGUUCAGUCAAAUUGACUUAUCCGACGCCUUCCUUCAAAUGGAAGUGGAUGAAAACAGCCGUCAUUUGCUCACCAUCAACACUCAUCGCGGCCUAUAUCAGUAUAACAGGCUGCCUCCUGGUGUCAAAGCUGCGCCAGGUGCUUUUCAGCAGCUGAUAGAUACGAUGUUGGCAGGUCUUCCAUGUACCGCAGGCUAUUUGGACGACGUAGUAGUGGGUGGCAAAAACGCCGAUGAACACCAGCGCAAUCUCCACGCAGUAUUACAGCGAAUCGAAGAGUUUGGAUUCACCAUCCGACCGGAAAAAUGUUCAUUCGGUAAACAGCAAAUCGGUUACCUAGGCCUUCUGUGGGAUCGUCAUGGAGUCAGGCCAGACCCAGCCAAAAUUGAAGUCAUCAAAAAUUUGCCACCACCGAAGGACAUCACUGGAGUACGCUCUUUUCUAGGAGCCAUAAAUUAUUACGGGAAAUUUGUGCCUAACAUGCGAGCCCUCAGAUUCCCGUUAGAUCAACUCCUCAAAAAUACAACAACAUUUGUGUGGACAGGUGAAUGCCAGCAAGCCUUCAAUAAAUUUAAAGAAAUACUGUCGUCAGGCUUACUUCUUGCGCACUAUGAUCCUAGACAGGAAAUUAUCGUCUCAGCGGACGCGUCAUCUAUCGGAAUAGGCGCAACAAUCAGCCACAAAUAUUCCAAUGGUCACGUCAAAGUGAUCCAGCACGCAUCUCGGGCGCUCACACCGGUUGAACAGCGUUACUCACAAAUCGACCGGGAAGGAUUGGCGAUAAUAUAUGCCGUUAAGAAGUUUCAUAAGUUCAUCUUCGGCAGACGGUUCCGGCUUCAAACAGACCAUGCACCACUGCUGAGGAUUUUUGGGUCCAAAAAAGGAAUUCCGACCUAUACUGCUAAUCGCCUCCAGCGGUGGGCAUUAACGCUCCUCUCCUACGAUUUUUCGAUCGAGUAUGUUUCGACCGAUAAGUUUGGCAAUGCUGAUGUGUUGUCCCGUCUCAUCGACCAGCAUAACAGGCCGGAAGAAGAUGUCAUCAUCGCAUGUACCACUCUAGAGGAAGAUUUAAGGUCAGUAGCCAUCGAUAGCACAAAACAACUGCCCCUUAGUUUUAGCAUGGUUGAAAAGGCAACAGCAUCCGACCCUAUACUACGAAAAAUUUUCCGUUUCAUCAAUGAUGGCUGGCCCAAAUCAAGAUCAGAAGUUAAGGAUCGGGAGAUGUUGAAAUUCUUUGAUCGCCAAGAAGCACUGUCGGUCGUUCAAGGUGGCAUCAUGCUCGGCGACAGACUGGUUAUUCCGACUGUCUUCCGGAAGCGGUGUCUCCAUCAGCUACACAAAGGUCACCCAGGAAUACAGCGAAUGAAGUCAAUUGCACGUAGUUUCGUGUAUUGGCCUGGAUUGGACGAUGAGAUUGUGAGCUUCGUCAAGGCUUGUCGUCAAUGUGCAUUAGCAGUACGGUCGCCACCGAAAGCAGAACCAGAGUCGUGGCGGCCUACAACAGCUCCAUGGCAGCGAGUUCACGCUGAUUACGCGUGCCCUCUUGAUGGCGAGUACUAUCUUCUAGUCAUCGAUGCGCACACCAAGUGGCCCGAGAUUUUUCCGACACGCCAGACAACUUAA